Salmo salar (Atlantic salmon) is the source of this 1330-nucleotide messenger RNA. Its product is annotated as relaxin-3 receptor 1-like. Gene Ontology annotation, molecular function: C-C chemokine receptor activity; C-C chemokine binding. NCBI's taxonomy places the organism in Eukaryota, Metazoa, Chordata, Actinopteri, Salmoniformes, Salmonidae. The record is from RefSeq and is a predicted model, not a curated record. Gene Ontology annotation, cellular component: external side of plasma membrane; membrane. Gene Ontology annotation, biological process: positive regulation of cytosolic calcium ion concentration; cell chemotaxis; G protein-coupled receptor signaling pathway.
AUGGAUUUUCUGAGCGGCAGCAGUGCGGGGCUGAGGUCGGAGAUGCAUGGGGAACAAACCGAGGAAGGUUCAGGAUUAUAUCCUGUUUCUGACUUGAACUUCUCUUUCAUGCUUAACGAAACGAACCAGUCCUUUGGAGAGUACGCUCACUUGUCUGAUUUGGAGAAAAGUGAUUUAUUCGGGGAUGGAUCCGCCGUCCUGAGAAUAAUCAUCUCUGUGAUUUACUCUGUGGUUUGUACCUUGGGGUUGAUAGGAAACAUCCUUGUCUUAUACCUCAUGAAGUCUAAACAAGUAUGGAAGAAAUCGUCCAUUGACCUUUUCGUGACGAGUUUAGCGUUGACUGAUUUCCAGUUUGUAUUAACUCUUCCUUUUUGGGCAGUGGAGAACGCUUUGGACUUCACCUGGCUUUUUGGAAAAGCCAUGUGCAAGAUAGUGUCUUACGUGACAGCGAUGAAUAUGUACGCAAGUGUGUUUUUCCUGACUUCUAUGAGUGUGGCACGGUACUGGUCGGUUGCAUCGGCUCUCAAGAGCAGGCGGCGCCGUCACCGCUGCUGCUCCGCGCGCUUUAUGAGCAUUGUCAUAUGGGUUGCUGCUAUUUCCGCAGCUUUGCCCCAUGCGGUGUUCUCCACAACGGCGACUGUCUCCAACGAGGAACUGUGCCUUGUUAAAUUUCCAGACACUGUUGACGCACAAUUCUGGCUUGGACUUUACCAUAGCCAAAAAGUACUGAUCGGGUUUCUAAUCCCGCUGGGGAUCAUCUCCGUCUGCUACCUGCUGCUUUUGCGCUUCAUCACAUCCAGGAAUGUGAACACCUCCAGCGCAAAGAGACGCUCCAAAGUGACAAGAUCUGUGACUAUAGUGGUUCUGUCAUUCUUCCUCUGUUGGUUGCCGAACCAGGCACUAACGGCGUGGGGGAUUCUCAUAAAACUCAACGUUGUGCAUUUCAGUUGGGCAUAUUACACCACGCAGGCAUAUGUAUUCCCAGUGUCUGUCUGUUUGGCGCACUCUAACAGCUGUCUAAACCCCAUAUUGUAUUGUCUAAUGAGAAGAGAGUUCAGAAAGGCUUUGAAAAAACUUUUUUGGCAAAUAACUUAUCCAUCCGUGACCAACAUGAGACCAUUUACGGCGACGACCAAGCCAGAGCAAGACGAGCAUGGACACGCGUUGGUACCGUUGGUACCGUUAAGUCCGGCAGAGCCAGCUUUGGUUUUCUAUCCACCUGGUGUUGUCAUUUACAAUGUGAGAAACAAUAUGCUCCCGAACAGUACGUAGCCUGUCUUAAUACAUGUAGCCUACCAAGCUGUCAACGGUGCCAAGUCGACGUGUUUGC